Rotaria sp. Silwood2 is the source of this 1191-nucleotide messenger RNA. NCBI's taxonomy places the organism in Eukaryota, Metazoa, Rotifera, Eurotatoria, Philodinida, Philodinidae. The record is from the annotation of a GenBank genome assembly.
AUGUAUAUUUUGUUGAUUUGGUUUUUUCUUAUUUCGAGAAUUUUUGCUUUUAAUCAUAACAAUUUAAAUGUUUAUGGUAAAACUGAUCCUGGAUGGGAAUUUGUUAGGCAUUUAUUCAUAGAGAAUUUUAUACAAGGACGAGAUUUGGGAGCAUCAAUGGCAGUUUAUUAUGAAGGUAUGCCGGUUGUUGAUCUCUGGGGUGGUUGGUUCGAUGAAUCAAAAAACAAACUUUACGAGAAUGAUACACUACAAAUUCCUUUUUCAGUGACAAAAGGUUUAGUAGCUACAGCUGUUGCAUUAUGUGUUCAAAGAGGUUUACUUGACUAUUCAUUACCAGUUAGAAAAUAUUGGCCAGAAUAUGGACGAUACGGAAAAGAAAAUACAACAGUUGCUGAUAUUCUUUCACAUCGUGCUGGAUUACCGAAAGAUAUUAGUCCUUUCGAACUCGCACUAAACUGGACAGCGAUUAUUCAUAUACUUGAAGAAAAUAAACCCGAAUGGAUACCUGGAACAGCUCAUGGAUAUCAUGGUUUAACUUAUGGAUGGUUAGCGGGAGAACUUGUUCGAAGAGUUGAUCCAAACAAACGAACUUUUGGACAAUUCAUUCAAGAUGAAAUUACAAAUCCAUUAAAAAUCGAAUUUUAUAUUGGUUUACCAAAAGAAAAAUCUAAUCGUGUAUCACCAUUAUAUUUCGAUUCUAAUGUGCGUACUAUUUUGAGCGGAACAACUAUUUCAGAAUUAACUAUAUUCAAUGAUUAUCGUUAUCAACAAGCAGAAAUUCCAGGUGUCAAUGGAAUAACAAAUGCUCGAUCUGUUGCAAGACUUUAUGCUUCUUUAAUGAGUGAUUUAGAUAAUCAGAAACAAAAACGAUUGUUGAAUGAAGAUAUUAUGAAGAAAGCAACAACAUCAAAUACACCUGAGAAUGAAGUUGAUCUUAUACGAGGUUAUUCUAAUGCAUUUUCAAUGGGAUUUCAAGUUUUUGAUAAUGAUUUAAAGACAUUUGGAUCAGGAACAUUUGGUCAUGAAGGAGCUGGUGGAAGUAUUGGUUUUGCUGCUCCUGAAAAAAAACUUGCAUUUGCUUAUAUUGUGAAUCAAUAUGGUGUCAAGAAAAAUCGACAAGAAAUAAGUCCUCGAACACAAACGAUUAUCAAGCAUAUUGCAACAAUAAUUAAUAAUAAUCGUAUUCGUUAA